Messenger RNA from Pteronotus mesoamericanus, 3117 nucleotides. It is a transcript of the gene RASSF2, whose product is annotated as Ras association domain family member 2. The transcript is spliced from 11 exons. The record is from RefSeq and is a predicted model, not a curated record. Bases 310 to 1290 code for a protein of 326 amino acids. Lineage: Eukaryota; Metazoa; Chordata; Mammalia; Chiroptera; Mormoopidae. Gene Ontology annotation, cellular component: cytoplasm; nucleus. Gene Ontology annotation, biological process: signal transduction; positive regulation of protein kinase activity; positive regulation of JNK cascade.
AGCGCCUGCUUUGCAUUCGGCUUCUAAGCAGGGAGAGCCCUGGGGACAGCAGAGAGAAGCAGUGGCCUGACAGAGAAACUGAGGGUUCCAUCUUGCCCAGAAUUGCUCUCUGGGUCCUCGGUUCCUCACAGUACCUUUGCACCUGCGUGACAGGAGGAACUGAGCACAAGGCUUCUCAACGCUGCCGCGCGCUUUCUUCCCAGGUGACCGGAAUCCGGGUCUCUAGAACGUGUUCUCCCAGAGGACCGAGGCUGUGUCUAGAGUGGCCAAGUUUACAGUCUCUCCUUCUGAUGAAAAGAGAAAGGAAGAAUGGACUACAGCCACCAAACGUCCCUAGUCCCAUGUGGAAAAGAUAAAUACAUUUCCAAGAAUGAACUUCUUCUGCAUUUGAAGACCUACAACUUGUACUAUGAAGGCCAGAAUUUGCAGCUCCGACACCGUGAGGAAGAAGAUGAGUUCAUUGUGGAGGGGCUGCUGAACAUCUCCUGGGGGCUGCGCCGGCCCAUCCGUCUGCAGAUGCAGGAUGACAACGAGCGCAUUCGCCCCCCUCCCUCCUCUUCCUCCUGGCACUCUGGCUGUAACUUGGGGGCUCAGGGCACCAUCCUGAAGCCCCUCACCAUGCCCAACAUUCAGAUCACAGAGGUGGACACUCCAGCUGAGAGUGACCAGACAUCAAGCCCCACAGACUCCAAGGGCCUGAAGCCCCUGCAGGAAGAUACCCCGCAGCUGAUGCGCACACGCAGUGACGUUGGGGUGCGUCGCCGGGGCAAUGUGAGGACACCCAGCGACCAGCGGCGAAUCAGACGCCACCGCUUCUCCAUCAAUGGCCAUUUCUACAACCACAAGACGUCAGUGUUUACCCCGGCCUACGGCUCUGUCACCAACGUCCGCAUCAACAGCACCAUGACCACCCCGCAGGUCCUCAAACUGCUGCUCAACAAAUUUAAGAUAGAGAAUUCGGCGGAGGAGUUUGCUUUGUACGUGGUCCAUACCAGCGGUGAAAAACAGAAGCUGAAGAACACCGAUUAUCCGCUGAUUGCCCGAAUCCUCCAGGGCCCGUGUGAGCAGGUCUCCAAAGUGUUCCUUAUGGAGAAGGACCAGGUGGAGGAAGUCACCUAUGAUGUGGCCCAGUAUAUAAAGUUUGAGAUGCCUGUCCUGAAAAGCUUCAUUCAGAAGCUCCAGGAGGAGGAAGAUCGGGAAGUAAAGAAGCUGAUGCGCAAGUACACUGUGCUCCGGCUAAUGAUUCGGCAGAGGCUGGAGGAGAUAGCCGAGACCCCAGAAACAAUCUGAGCCACAAGAAGGAGGGGAUCCAGACACCACAAAGGCUACAUUGACACAAGAAGACCCACAGGAAGCCGAGUGCCUUCGUUCCACAGAAGCAUUUAAAAACCUCUUCCGCUCCUGGAUGGAGAAGCCAGAAGAAAGCUCCCCAUCCUUGAAUCCCUGCUCUUCUUUCUUUCAUUCACAAACACUUUUGCUUUUUUGUUAUUAGGAGGACCCAAAAUGUGUAUCUGUGAGCACACACACGUCCACACAUGUGUGCACACAUAUACAUGUCCAUGUGCCUACACGACAUAUUCACAUGCAUUUAAGUUCCAAGCAACCAGCACAAGUGCCCUGAGGCUGGCGGAUGGGCUACUCAUGGGCAGGAAAAUCAGGGGAGGCACCAAGCUGAGGGGUUUUAGGCUGGAGAAAAAUGUCUCUCCUCAAGUGCCUGGGAGCAGCCACACAUAUCUGCCCAUGUUCAGAAGGGUCAGGGGGCUCAGCGAGCUCCCAUUUGGGGUGUUGAUAUUAGUAGAGAUUCUCCCUGUAUGUCCAGAAGGAUCUGUGACCAUGAGACUCUUGGAAAUGAACGAAAUGACAGCCCCAUGCACUUGGGGCAGGUCUCAUGGAAAGAGAAAGAUAAACCAGCAGUGGGGUGGAUGCAAUAAGCCCAUGUUUUUACACUGGAAACUUUGGUUUUAAAUAACAAAGAGGUAUGUGGUGAUCUCUGCGGAUGCCUGUAAAGAAUGGAUUCUGCCUCUGUCUUCACCUCCGUGGCCCCCUCUAGGAGACAGGCGGGGGCCUGAUGUUUCCUGCAGCAGGCCAAGCUGCUGACCCCAAUGCUUCGAUGCCUCCUUGGGUUGCAGGAAGGAUCUCAUGAAACAGGCCUCCCUGGUUUGCACAUGGCACUGACUGGCUAGUGUGACCUAGGUCUGGGCUUGUUCUGGCGUGGAGGCCAGAAAGCGUGCCUCCUUAGGGAAGCGCAGCGGCUCCUUGCAGACAUGACAGGUGCCUGUGGGCACAGCCCAUUUUCACAUCAGCAAGGGGUCUUUCUGCACUUGAAGCGGCACUUCUGUGUGUUUUAUUCAAGGCUUUAUUCUUUCCAAGACUGGAUUCUUGCAAGUCGCCCUUGCCUUGUGGAAGUGGACUCCCAAGAACGAGGGCUUGACUGAGUGUGGGGUUCAGGGAAGCACUCUGGGCUGCCCUGUGAAGGUGCAGAGGGAGGAUGGAGCUUCUCUUUCAGCUUCUCUGAGCAGCCACCCCGGUGAUCCUUAGAGCAGACCCCAGUCAGGGGACAAGAACAGGGACAGUCUGUCCCCUGUAGCCCCCAUCAGAAAGAUUGCCAGGCAGCUGACAUCCAUGUGACUGGUACUAUUUGAAGAGGGACGGGCCCGUGCUUGGAGCAGAGUGCCUGGCUGUCGAGAUCCACCAAGCAAGGUCAGGAGCUCUUGACAGCAGAUUCCUGUGAGCCUUGUUGGGGACGGGACGCUCCCCAUCUCUUCUCCACCUCUUCUCUAAGAAUGGUUUGAAGAGCUGGCCAGUUGAAGAAAGGAGAACCAUUGAUUGGUACCUGCAAGGAAGGUAGAUCUUCGCAGUAGACCUGUUCCUGCCCCAGGCACCCUCCCACUCCCUUCCCACUGCUGUGGCCUUUGUGGCCUCUUUAGAUGGCUCACAGCUGUGGUCUUAUUGUUGACUUUUAAAAAGGUGGCAUGCUGCCACCUGGCAUUUUUCCAGGGGUCUCAGCAAGCCUACCUCUUCUGUGAGGACAGCACCAACAGCCCAGUGGGGAAAUCCGGAGGGCCUUAGUCUCAAUCAAACACCUUGGUGGGCUUUGCAAAAUGCACAGACUUGGGG